CCCUCAACUCCGACGCGUCCCUAACCUAGUGGCCCUGGUCAAAGUCUUCGUCUUCAACUCUCUCCCACUCCCUCUCUUCCUCCGGCUGUCGCGUCUUCUCUGCGGAACCCUAAUUUUGCUGCAAACUUUUGGGUCGUCACUGUCAGCUCUCACAUGGCGAACAAGCACACGAUCAUUCUAAUGCAAACUUCUCACAACAAAGCAAGUAGAACCUUUAUGGACUAUGAUUCUAUAAGUCAAGCAAUGGAUGGUAUAUGUGGACUAUAUGAGAGGAAGCUGAGGGAGUUAAAUCCAGCAAUUAGAGAUAUCUCUUACGACAUCGGAGAUCUCUACAAUUUCAUUGAUGGUCUUGCUGACAUGAGUGCUUUAGUUUAUGACCACUCAAUUCAGGGAUAUCUCCCAUACGACAGACAGUGGAUUAAACAACGGACGCUUCGACAUCUUCAGAAACUUGCACAUUGACUAAAGUGAUGCUGCAGAUUAGGUCUGUAGCAAAUCCGCAAAAAAUAAGAAGGAAAAAAAGAGGAGUAUUUUUAGACUUGAAUCAGAUUUUAAAGGGAUUUAGAUAUGAAGUGUAUAACUACCCGGCUUUCGACUAUCCUGGUUUUCAUCCGGUCUGUGUGUUAUUCUGGUGUUGUAAGCUUUCUAUCUGUGCACAUAACUUCAAAAUUAGACGGUGGCUUUGCCCAAGUUUCAAAUGAAAAUCAACGUUUGUUGUCGUUUCGGAGCAA
Messenger RNA from Malus domestica (apple), 731 nucleotides. RefSeq names its product enhancer of rudimentary homolog. The record is from RefSeq and is a predicted model, not a curated record. Lineage: Eukaryota; Viridiplantae; Streptophyta; Magnoliopsida; Rosales; Rosaceae.